AUGUGUUCCUCGGCCACCAAGGUAUGGCUCUCGACAACGCUGAUCGUGUGGUUGAUAUUGUCCGUGAUCAGGGAGGUGUUCGACCUCAUUGGGAGGUUGUGGAUCCCGGUGACCUUCAAUUUGUUCCAGGUAAUUACAUUACUUUGUUGUCGAACCACAGUAAUUUGUCGUAUUACUUUGGAAACAUUCCCAAACUGGUUAUGACGGGUUUGUAAUGCAUGUAGCUGCCCUUAAGUAAUACAAAAGCUAGGUUUUAAGCUUUUUAGGGAACAUAUUAACCGUAGUCAACAUUAUAAUUGAGCUAAAGCAAAUAUAGAUCAACAUUAUGACUCAAAUUGUAUUAUAGUAGAUGGUAAAAUUAUAAAUUCCAGAUCCUGGCCUGUAUAUCCGGUCUGUUCUCAAUAUCAUCGCGUCGUAUCACACUUCUGCUGUUACUCACCAUCUCCUGUAUCGCAUCUGCCGGCUACAAUGUAUUCCUGAUCUUAUGGUAUAAUGACGUCAUCAAAGGGUACCCUCGUCUGUUGUCAGCCGGUCUGCCAUUUGGACAGAGUUUCUUCGUCAAACACACUCCAGGCUGCGAGACAUUCUUCAAUUUGACCACCUCACAGUGGAAUCAGAAGGCCUGUGGAGUACCGUACUAUAAUGCCGAGAGCUUCCAAGCCGUCGUCCACAUUCUAUUGGCCAUUAUGACUUUUGUGUUCUCGAUUGUGUUGAUGAUUGAGAGGAAAAUCAGUCAAGGUCAGGGGGACAAACAACAGAAUCUGAAGCUAGAUUCAAAGGAAAUCGGCUACAGCUACAUGAACUCACAGUACGACAGUCCGAAGCAAGCAACGGACAAAAAGGUAAGGUAAAAUAUUGUUAUAAGCUUUUAAAAAUUUGUUUUUAUUAAUUUUUUUUAAUAUCAACUUCCAGGAAUCCCUCGAGAAAGAAAAGCGCGACAGUAUCAACUUCGAGAAGCAAGUCUCCAAGUUCCACGAUGAGUAUGCCAAAGUAGAUAUGAGUCGCAAAUCCAAGACCAAGUCCGAAUACCUGUCUCCAGAGAAUUUGAGUGGUGAACACAUCUCCAUACCCACGAACACGGCCGUCGCGGAACGGUUGGCUAACCAUUCAGGUGAGCGGGAGAUCAAAAAGAUGCCGAAGCCGCUGUCGAACGGAAACCUGACCGCUCUCAUUAGUUUCGAUCCCAAAAGUAAGGACAUCCUCAAGGUCAGCGAGCACCACAACGAUUCUGAGGAUGAGGAAGAGUACGAGCCACAGCGGAGUACGAGGAGGAGGAAUGACAGUGAAGUAGGUGUAACUAGUUGGUUUAUUAAGUGCGUUUAGCACUAUAAUACGUGAUUGUCAUUAAUAUUUAAUUGUUUCAGACCUCAACUCCAUCAGUCCAAGCCCCAAUGCCAUCCCUGAUUAGGCCUGACCGAGAUUCAGGUCAUCCAUCCUCUUCAGCCAGCGAUUGGACUACAGAAUUCUCUGUAUCGUCGCCGCCUCCGUUAAUGAAGUUUUCGCUGGAUGAGCAGACGAAUCUUGUAUCCGAUUAUUCAAAGGUUUGUUGUUCAUAACAAUAGCUGUUUUCAUAACAGUCUAGGCUUACUUCUGUUUACAUUUCUCUAUAAGCUGAUAUUGUUGUAGAUAUACUUUAAAGAACUAAAGCAUAGUACUGAGAAGACUAAAAUUUUUGAAAGAUGAGGUACUGUAAUAUCAAGCUGGCUAUUUUCAACACAAUUAAAAAAUGUUUCCACUUACAGGACCCCGCCAACUACUCCUACUACUCUCCUCAGCUCAACCUCAAGUACAACAAGAAAUUCGAUGACAUUCCACGAGACCACCAUUACCGUAGAACUAACAUAGAAAAAAAGACUACUGUAAUUCCAGAGUCUCCUAAAAUCCUACCAUUAAAGUUGAACGUGAUACGAUCUUCAAAAUACGACGAUGAAGCCGACAGUAGCAUUGAAUACCCAGAAGUCACCUCCUUUCCUGUUCGACCGAGAAGACAACUGGUCGAUGCUUGUUUUGCUACACAACUACCGCUACACAAAGCUCCUGUCAAUGCACGGUCAUUUUCUGAUGAACUACCUCCGCCGUUGACACUGGAUUCCAAGAAGUUUAGGGCUCCAGAUGUCGAUGGUCUUCUGGUGUAG
Molecule: messenger RNA, 2135 nt
Organism: Bursaphelenchus okinawaensis
Lineage: Eukaryota; Metazoa; Nematoda; Chromadorea; Rhabditida; Aphelenchoididae
Source: the annotation of a GenBank genome assembly